This is a messenger RNA of Anas platyrhynchos (mallard), 500 nucleotides long. RefSeq names its product melan-A (gene MLANA). Lineage: Eukaryota; Metazoa; Chordata; Aves; Anseriformes; Anatidae. The record is from RefSeq and is a predicted model, not a curated record. Gene Ontology annotation, cellular component: melanosome; trans-Golgi network; endoplasmic reticulum membrane.
CUGUACAUGCUUUUAGUCAACAGACAGAAUACAAGUCUGAAGGAGGGCCAUAGUUCUGUCCUGUGGGUUUGAACAAGACUAAAGUCUCAAAAUGCCCAGAAGAAACCACCAUCCAGAUGGCAACUUUUUCAGAGGAAAAGGACACAGCUAUCUUGCAUUAGAAGAAGCCCUGGGUAUUGGAAUCUUCUUUUUGGUGCUGGCCAUGCUAUUUAUCUUUGGCUGCUGGUAUUACAAGAGAUGUAGUGGCUAUAAAAGUCUACGGAGCAAAAGCACUAGCAUGGGCACAAUACGAACCGUGGUAGGUGAGGGAAGAAUAGUGGACUGCAAAAUGGCUCUGCAGGAGUACAGAAACUUUGAUUCUGUGGUACCCGAUGCUCCACCAGCUUAUGAAAAAAUUGAUGCAGAUCAGUUACCACCACCUUACUCACCAUGAUCUUAACAACAGAUCUUAAACUUUGAGAACAUCAGCACAAUUUCUUCAUGCUCCCUCUUGAUUUCCU